AUGUCGUUUCUUGUCAUUAACCAUUGAAAAUUCUAGUUUUAUUUAAUAUUCUGUCAUCAGUUUUUAAAUUGCACUAUUUCUAUUUUGUAUUGUUUAUGUUUUAUAAAGAUUUACAUUUAUAUAUUAAUUCUAACAUUAAUAGAAUGUGUCUUAAGUAAUUUGUAAAGAUUUGUAUAUUUUUUAUAUAGUCAAAUGAAAAAUGAAUAAUAACAGUUCCGAUUAUAUUAAUUGGUCAGAACUACACUGUUCUAAAGGUGCCCUCACAGACUAUUAUGGAUGGUUCAUGCAGUUUUUGUUGGCUGUAUUAGCAUUCACUUGUUUAAUAGGUAAAAGGUUUUGUGAACCCCGUUAUGCUAGAAGACCAUGGUUGAUUUGGUUCUAUGAUACGUCUAAACAAGGACUUGGUGCUCUCAUUAUACACGCAGCUAAUGUUUGGCUCUCUCCACACCUUCUAGGAAACCCUUGCACUUGGUAUAUUUUAAAUUUCAUGUUGGAUUCAACACUGGGCCUGCUAAUAAUAUGGGCAGGCAUCCGUUUAGCUCAAUAUUGUGCUAGAACAUAUGAUAUCCCACUCAUAAACUUUGGAGAAUAUGGCAAACCACCAAUGUGUUCAGCUUGGAUAUGCCAGUGCAUAUUAUAUGCUGCCCUUGCAACAUUCUCCAAAUCGGUGCUAGCCCUUGUGCUUCGGUUGCCACCAGUCGUAACAGUAUUGUCAAGACUGCCACUCUCACCUGUCUCUGAUCCAAGGCUAGAACUUGCAGUUGUGCUUCUCAUCAUUCCAUUUUUUGUUAAUAUAUUAAUAUUUUGGGUAACAGACAACUUCCUAAUGUAUCAUCCGAGAGGAGUUCACUCAAGAAUUAAAACGAAGGUGCGAUAUCAGUCUAUAAAGAAAGAGAAAUCUGGCUCUGACGAAGAGGAGCAUUCUGCUGAUGAAAGGCUGUUAGGUGCUAGUGUAUGACCCUACAGCCGGCCCACUGUUUUCCGGGCAUAACCAUUGUAAUCUCUUAGUUAUGUAGGUAGGUAACUGCCACUUGUCUUUGCUAUCUGAAUUACAGUCAUGAGUCUAUUAGAUUGUCCGUAAUAAAAUUUUGUGUGUAAAAAUCGAAUUACUCUUGAAGCGAAAAAUACUGUUUAAAUCAAACGCCUUAAUAAAUCUUUGUUAUAAGAAUAAGUAAAAUGGGCAGAAGUGAGCUUUAUAUGCUUUCCUUUGUGAGUUUGGCGAUGCCUCCUAAUAUAGCCUUCUUCACCCUUCACACUAUGUGGAAUGUAAAGGGAAGAAGGCUAUAUUAGUUUGUAAGAAGUGCUACAAAUUUAUUCACAUAUAACAAUUUUAUGUUAAGACUAGACGCGACGCACGCGUCACAUGUUUAAGUCAGCAAGAGAGAUGCUCUCAUUGUGUCUGUUGCUUGCAAACCCUGACUGAUUUAACUUUUAAUAAGAUGUGUCAGUUCUACCUGUAUAUUUAUUCUUAUGGUUAUAUAUUUUAAGGUCUUUUAUCGAUUGCUCACUUCUUCUUUGUACGUUAUUGAUAUAAAUGAUUAAAAAUUAUUGAGUUUUCGGUACAUGAAAUAUCAUGCGUAGCGUAGUAUCAAACAAAUUUGUUCAUAUGCAAUAUCUGACAUGUUAAUUUAGUGAAGGCAAGUGGGACACUGAACAAAAAAUAAAUCAAUAUCAUGUAAAUGGUUAGAAAAACAUCUAGCAUGUUGCUAAAUAAUUAUAGUCUAUUAACUAAUUUCGAUCUUUUAGAAUGUACAUUGAUUUUUAUGAGUACCAACUUUUAAGAAAGAUACAAGAAUGUUUUUCGAAAUCACUGGCAUAUAGUUUAGUGUAGUGACACCCUUGGUUUUCAUGUCAAUUGGGUAUUUAAGUCGUCUAUAAAUAGACGAGAGAUAAAAAGCUAUGUCAAUCUUUUGCCCGUUAAAAUAGAAAACAAGUCCUUGUGAAGAACACAAUGUGAAAUUUAGCUUUUAGCAUACAAUAUCCUGAUUCCCAUUAGGUUUUUUUGACUAAGAUAAUAAAAUAUAUUAUUGUCUCUUCUAAAAUUUAGCCACCUCACAAAAUGACUUUGCUCUUAAGUCUGGUAUCCCUAUUAUAACAUAGUGAAGCUCUGGUUUAAAACUAUUUUUUAAUACUGACCCUGUAUUUAGAAUGUCUGUAGUCUAAUUGAAAACACAGUCGGUCAUCCGGUUGAGCUAAAGGUUAGAUUUUUCACUUAAUAUAAAUCUCUGGUUGUAAUAAAAAAAUGUGCACUCUAGGAGAUGGAAUAUGGUUAACUUGCUGUAUACAGGACUUUGGCAUAAUUUGUAUGCAUUUGUAAAGUAUAUUAUGUAUAGUUAUAUCGGCAAUUAAUAUGUUAUAUCGAAAAUGGCCUUUAUUUGUACCUAUUGAUUGAAUAAGGCAAUAUAUUAUUAUAUGUAAAUACUAUAUACAUUUUUUUAUAUCAAAAGUGUUCAUUUAUAUUCCUGUAUAUCCGUAGAAAAAUAUUGUGAUAUCCUUGUUAUUGUACCUAAUUUUCUUAUCGGUUUUAAUAAUAAAAUUUAGAAAUGAAACAGUACAAAAAUACCUAUGUUUCCGUCUUGUAGUGUUCACAAGAAAAUUAGUAUUAUAAAAAGAUAUUAGCCUAAAAUAGCAAUACUCCAUUCCGUUAAUGAUGACGAUAAAAUCAUUGUUAAGUACAUUACUCAGCUAAUUAACCAUUGAUAAAUUUUAUUUUAUAAUUUAAUGGAACCACUGGUUAUUAUUUAAAAAAAUGGUAGAAGCAGGAAUUGGAAUAUUUUUGAUGUUGUUCGAGAACCCAAAUAUGUACAAAGCCAUUUUUAAUUAAAAAUUGUUAUAUAUUUUUAUAUAUUUAUUUUUAAAACGAAAAUGUAAACGUUCCUAAAUGGUAUAAGUACUUAGAUUCUCACAGUAGUGCCAUGUAUUGAUUUGAUUUAAUUUGAAAAUGUACUAACACAUCGAAUUAAGACUGAUCAGUCUAAAAAAAACUAUCUUCCAACAAUGUGUAUAUUAAAAAUGUGGUUCACUAAGUACCCUCGAAUCACUUGAGAGAUAAAAUUAUUUUUGAAACAUUCAGACGUAAUUGUUUAAUUAAUGUCUGAAUUGACUCCACUAUCAUUGUUAAUAUGCGAAGAUGUUUAAUGUGAUACUUUAAAAAAUUUAUUUAGUAGAGAUGAAACGGAUAUCCGGUAACUAUCCGGUAUCCGGCCUGUCUGGCGGCCUUAAUACUAUCCGGCCGAAUAGUAGUUAUCCGGUAUUCGUCACGCCGCUGAAUUAAAAAAAAAUUGAUAAAAAAAUAUAUUUUUAAUUAUUUAUUUGCUUUGUGCAGUUAGUCUUAGUAUCACUUAAGAAAUAUAAUUAGUUUUAGUUUUAAAUUUUUAAUCACACAAUAGUAAAUUAAUGUGUAAAUUAAAAAAAAAAAUAGAAAAUUAAUUAAUUAGUACUCAUACUGCACUAAAGGCAAAUUAUGGUGAUUAAAUACUAAUUUCUCUGCAUUGGAGGUAGUAAGCGGUUUAGCUUGUCUUUAUAAAUAAGGCUAUCUUCAGAAAAAAGUCUUUCGCUAUACACAUUGCUGCAAGGUGCUGAAAGAUAGAUUAUGGCAAACUUUGUUAAAUUUGGGUAUUGUUUUGCAUUAGGUGUCCAUCAAGUAUAAGGGUCACGAUUGCGAUCAAUUCGCACUGACAGCCGGAUAUCCAGCUAUUCGGCCACAUGGUUAGCUGAAUAUCCGGUAUCCGGUAUCCGGCUAAACUGCUAUCCGUUUUAUCUCUAAUAUUUAGUCCAGCAGAAACUAUAUAUUUUACUAUCGUAAAGUAAAAAUACAUAGUCUCUGUAUUCUGAAUGGAUUUGUGAAGGUUUUUGACUUUUUAUGUAUCUUUAUACAUAUAUUUUUCGAGUCAACGAGUUAGUUCGAUAUUUAAAACAAUAUAAGACAGUGUAUCAAGUCAACUUUUUGUGAUGAUUAGAUUUUAUAUUACUUUUAUUUUAAUUAAAAAACAUUGUUUAUUGGAACAUGGGUCUACCAUUAAAUGUAAAUGAACUCAUUGGUUAUUGUGAUGAAAUGUAAAUAUAUGUGGGUAAGGUCAGGUUUUGUAAAAAAUAAAAGUGUACAUAAUAUACCUAUAUAUUUGUGCAGCUAUUUAUUGUUUGUGCGAAUAUAAAUUCACUAAACGUUAA
Molecule: messenger RNA, 4170 nt
Organism: Galleria mellonella (greater wax moth)
Lineage: Eukaryota; Metazoa; Arthropoda; Insecta; Lepidoptera; Pyralidae
Product: store-operated calcium entry regulator STIMATE-like
Exons: 6
Coding region: 200-958 (252 amino acids)
Cellular component (GO): membrane
Source: RefSeq, a predicted model, not a curated record